GAUGCCGUUCAGCUGUUUGAAAGAUAUGGAAAGAGCCAUAAACGCGGCUCUAAAUCAAGCUCUAAUCUAUGAAAGAAGUUCAAAAUGGGAAAAGGUCGUCCAAAGUUACAGGCGACUACUCAGGAUGCUUUAUGAUAUUCCUAUUGAAAUUCAACCGGACUUUAUGAAAACUUUGCUCUACGAAUGUGAAUAUCAUCUUGGAGUAGCAUUACAGAAUGGAGGAGAGCACCUAAAAUCUUUGAAGCACUUUACUAAUUCCAUUCAUGCUAUUUUCUUACCGAAGAAUGGUUGUGCGGCUGGUUGUGGUGCCAAUUCUUGUUUAAUUACACCGCUCUAUGCUAGGAGAGCUACAGCUUAUGCAAAAUUAAAUGACAUUCGUUCGGCUUUAAAAGAUGCUGAAAGAGCAGUUGUUUUAGACUGUUGUAACCCAGAUGUUUAUUGCGUUCGAGCAAUGGUUCACGCUUCAAAAGAUGAAUUCUCAAGAUCUGUAAGAGAUAUAAAUAUGGCUUUGAAGUACGAUUCGAAGCAUCUUUGCGCUUUAAUGUUAAAAGGCGCGCUUAAAAAGAGAAAUAUGAUGUCUGACUCAUCAGACGAUUCUGAACAUCGAUUGGCUUUGAAUAUUAACCCUGAUGCCAGUCGAUUUUUUAACGUUUGCAGUUUCAAGCAUAAGGAUGCAAUGGCAUUUUUCGAAAAAUUUCUAUACGCCUUAGGCGUUCCACAUACAAUUAGUAAAGUUCAAUUUGACGACGAUGUAGCACUAGAUUUCGGAAAGCGUCGAGUUCAAUCAGCCGAUUCUUACGAAAGUCCAAUGAAGUUCCAGCAACCAAAGCCUGUCCUAAUACAGCCUGUGAGAUGCGGAACUUUUACCGACUUCAGAGAUGGUAGUGAAAAAACAAGAAGGCGUUACCAAUAUGGUGAAGCCGUACGACAGUGCACCAUGAAACCGAAAACGGCCGAACAAUUUCUAGAUAUGUUGGAGAAAGCGUCGACUGUAAGCUCAAUGAAGUACAGUUUUGGGUCUACGUCGUCAAAUCGUUCUGUAAUCAGCGCAUUUGAACGCUCCGUUAAUCUUGAUGAUAUCCCUCGCAUGUAUUCCAAACCUUGGAGUGGGGAUGCUCUUCCUGCCGGUGAAAAAGUGACUAGGCCAGACUCAAUUAGAAUACCAUUUAAAACUUGA
Dimorphilus gyrociliatus is the source of this 1177-nucleotide messenger RNA. The record is from the annotation of a GenBank genome assembly. NCBI's taxonomy places the organism in Eukaryota, Metazoa, Annelida, Polychaeta, Dinophilidae.